AUGCGACCGCCGCCGCCGCGGACGUCGUGCGUGCACCAGGUCGCGAUCCCGGAGUGCUGGGACGGCGACCGCGACGCUCUGAACAACCCGACGUACGACGGCGCGCGCGCCAAGGCGUACCCGUUCGUCCUCGACGCGUUCCAGGAAACCUCCAUCGCGGUCCUCGAGAGAAACGAGAGCGUGAUGGUCGCCGCGCACACGUCCGCGGGGAAGACCGUCGUCGCGGAAUACGCCAUCGCGAUGGCGUUCCGGGACAAGCAGAGGGUUAUAUACACCUCCCCGAUCAAGGCGCUGUCGAACCAGAAGUUCCGAGAGCUCGCGGAGGAGUUUGGCGGCGACGCCGGCGCGGAGGUGGGUCUCAUGACGGGCGACGUGUGCAUCAACAAAAACGCGACGUGCAUCGUGAUGACGACGGAAGUCCUGCGCGGGAUGCUGUACCGCGGGAGCGAGAUCGUGCGAGAGGUCAAGUGGAUCAUCUUCGACGAGGUGCACUACAUGCGGGAUAAAGAGCGAGGCGUCGUGUGGGAGGAGAGCAUCAUUCACGCGCCGGAGGGAAGCAAGAUGGUCUUUCUCUCCGCCACGCUGCCCAACUCGUUUCAGUUCGCGCAGUGGAUCACUCGACUGCACGACCACCCGUGCCACGUCGUGUACACGGACCACAGGCCCACGCCGCUGCAGCACUACGCGUUCCCGAAGGGCGGGUCCGGCUUGCAUCUGAUCGUGGACGACCGGGGGAACUUCCGGGAUGAAAACUACCGAGCGUUGUCGAACGCGAUCGACGACGUCGAGGCGAAGCGCAAGGCGGGCGGCAAGGGCGGCGGGAGAGGCGGCGGCGGGCGCGGCGGCGGGCGCGGCGGAGGCGCCGGCGCCGGGGGCGACGACGCGGGCGGUGAGGACAUCUCCAAGGUCAUGACGAUGAUAAAAAAAAAAGACAUGUAUCCGGUGAUUUGCUUUUCCUUCUCGAGGCGAGAGUGCGAGGAGCACCCGAAAGCGCUGAAGAACGUCGACUUCACGAACGACGAGGAGAAGGCGCACAUACGGACGAUAUUCAACCACGCGCUGACGCAGUGCAUGGCGGAGGAGGACCGCGAUUUAGACGCGGUGACGAAGAUUUUGCCUCUGCUCGAGAAGGGCGUCGGCAUCCAUCACAGCGGGCUGCUGCCCAUCGUGAAGGAGCUCGUCGAGAUUCUCUUCGGCGAGUCGCUCGUGAAGUGUCUCUUCGCCACGGAGACGUUCGCGAUGGGGCUGAACAUGCCCGCGAAGACGGUCGUGUUCACGUCCACGGAGAAGUUCGACGGCACGGAGAUGCGUCUGCUCGCGCCCGGAGAGUACACGCAGAUGAGCGGCCGCGCGGGGAGGAGAGGCAAGGACGACCGCGGGACGUGCAUCAUCAUGGUGGACAAGAAGCUCGAGAAGGAGCAGCUCCGCGGGGUGUGUCUCGGGACGCCGCAGCCGCUGAAUUCGGAGUUCAAGCUGACGUAUUACUCCAUCUUGAACCUCCUGAAGCGCGCGGAAGGGGUCGUGAACGCGGAGUACGUCAUCGAGCGUUCGUUUCAUCAAUUUCAACACGCGGAGGCGGUGCCGAGACAUAAAGCGCGCUUAGUCGAGAUCGAAGAGGAGAUGACAGCGAUGACGCACGAGCAUGAGGCCGGGGUGAAGGCGUACCACGACCUUCGAAGAGAGAUCUCCGCGUGCGAAGCCGAGAUGCGCGCGCGGAUCGUAUCCCCGGAGAACGCGAUGCGGUUUUUGAAACCGGGGAGGAUGAUUCGCGUGAAGCACGACGGGCUCGACUUCGGCUGGGGCGUCGUCGUUCACGUCGCCGCGGACGCCGCGGGGAACGACCACGUCGUGGACACGCUGCUGCAGUGCGCUCCGGGCGCGAGCGAGGGAAAGCUCGCGCCGGCGAGCCGCGGCGGGCCCCCGAGUCGCGCGAUCGACCCGGACGCGACGUGCGAGGUGCUUCCGGUGUCUCUGGCUGAGUGCGUGCACGAGCUCAGCGCGAUUCGCGUCACGCUGCCGGACGACCUGAGGUUACGAAAAAACCGCGAGAGCGUCGGGCUCGCGCUGAACGAGCUGCAUCAGCGGUACGCCGACGACGCGUUCCCCAGGAUAGACCCGAUCGCGGACAUGGGGAUCGACGACGACGCGUUCGCGGCGACGGCGGCGCGGUGCGAGGCGCUCGAGAAGAAGCUCGCGAAAACGACGACGUUCAAGGCGUUACAAAAAGAGAAGAAGGGUGACGAGGGCGGCGAGGAGACGAAGCGCGUCGCGCUGUACGAGAAGCGUGCGAAGCUCGAAGAGGAAGCGGCGACGUUGCGCUCGAAGGUUAGGUCGCUGAGCGCCGUCGGCGAGUUCCGCAAGGAGCUCAAGUCGCGCGCCAAGGUUUUGAAACGGCUCGGGCACGUCGACGACGCGCUCGUCGUGAAGCUCAAAGGCCGCGCCGCGUGCGAGAUCGACACCGCGGAUGAGCUCCUCGUCACGGAGCUCAUGUUCAACGGCUGCUUCACGAGGCUGGACGCGUCCCAGCUCGUCGCGUUGUGCUCGAUGUUCAUGCCCGUGGAGAAGGUGAAGCACUACACGACGCCGGAGGCGCUGACGCCCGCGAUCGAGGAGCUGACGACCGCGGCGAGGGAGAUCGCGACGCUGCAGAAGGAGUGCAAGCUCGACAUCGACGUGGACGAGUUCGUGGACUCGUUCAAGCCCGUGCUGUGCGAGGUGGUGUUCGACUGGAGCAAGGGCGCGCGGUUCGACGACGUCAUGAAAAAGACGGAUUUAUUCGAGGGCACGGUGAUCCGAGCGCUGCGAAGAUUGGACGAGCUCAUGAUGGAGCUGCAUCGCGCGGCGUGCGCGGUCGGGGACGAGGCGCUCGCGAAGAAGUUCGAGGAAGGCGCGAAGAGUUUACGGCACGGCGUCGUGUUCGCCACGAGCCUGUACCUGUGA
Micromonas pusilla CCMP1545 is the source of this 2940-nucleotide messenger RNA. RefSeq lists its product as uncharacterized. The record is from RefSeq and is a predicted model, not a curated record. The transcript is spliced from 2 exons. Gene Ontology annotation, cellular component: nucleus. Gene Ontology annotation, biological process: maturation of 5.8S rRNA; RNA catabolic process. NCBI's taxonomy places the organism in Eukaryota, Viridiplantae, Chlorophyta, Mamiellophyceae, Mamiellales, Mamiellaceae. The coding region runs from base 1 to 2940 and encodes 979 amino acids. Gene Ontology annotation, molecular function: RNA binding; RNA helicase activity; ATP binding.